Messenger RNA from Symbiodinium sp. CCMP2456, 6624 nucleotides. Lineage: Eukaryota; Dinophyceae; Suessiales; Symbiodiniaceae. The record is from the annotation of a GenBank genome assembly.
AUGGAGGCGAUCUUGAAGUCGAUGCGGGAGGAUUUCAAGAGCCUCGAGGACGAGCUCCCUAAGAAGGACCCUGAGUACGAGGGGGUGGUGGAAUCGCUUGAGAAGCUGCGCCACCCGCUCUCCUACAGCUGGGGUGUUGUCAGUCACUUGAACAACGUGAAAAACUCUGAUGCGCUGCGCGAAGUCCACCAAGCAGUCCAGCCGGAGGUGGUCAAGGCGUCCAUGGAACUCUCGCAGAGCCGCGUGGUCUUCGAUGCCCUGGGCAGCUUGGAGAAGAGUGCUCUUCCCGAGUCCCGGCAGCGCAUUGUGGAAUCGGCUCUGCGCGACAUGAGACUGAGCGGCGUGGACCUCGAGGGGAGUGCGAAGGAAGAGUUCAAUACUAUGGCACUGCGCCUCUCCGAACUCGGUUUCUUUUCCUCUGAUGGUCGAAUAGCAUUUAAUAAAAGCUCGAACUCGCGGCGUUUGAAAGCCGUUUCGCCAGGCGCCAUGGUCGUCGACGGCGUCGACGCCGCGAGUACAGUGUGGAUGUUAAUUGCCAUGGCCUUGGUUAUGCUAAUGACACCGGGCUUGGCAUUUUUCUAUGGUGGUCUGGUGAAGGAGACCAGCGUGUUGACGAUGAUGAUGCAGAAUUACGUUUCCAUGGGAGUUGCCAUGAUCGUCUGGUUCGCCUUCGGCUUCUCCAUGUGUUUUGCCGAGAGCUGGGGCUUCAUCGGCAAUCCCUGGACACACUUCGGAUUCCGCAAUCUGAGCGUGAGAGAGGCGCUGCCCGGGCAGGUUAUUCCAAGCGAACUCUUCGCGGCCUACCAAGGUAUGUUCGCGAUUAUCACUCCUGCUUUGAUGACGGGUUCAUUUGCGGAUCGAAUGCGCGUCAAGCCUUAUCUUAUUUUCUUGUGUCUGUGGCUAGUGUUGGUGUACUUCCCAUGGGUCCACUGGAUCUGGGGUGGUGGCUGGCUUGCGCAGUGGGGCGUUGUCGACUUUGCAGGAGGUAUCGUCGUCCACGUUACAGCAGGCUUCUCUGCACUCGCGAGUUUGAGAGUGAUCGGGCAUCGUGAGAUCGCGGACGAGGAGAAGCACAUCCACAAUACUCCACACAAUAUUCCGUUCGUGGCCUUGGGCACAGCCUUGCUUUGGUUUGGAUGGUUUGGAUUCAAUGGAGGUUCGGCAGGCGCGGCCAACGGUGUCGCGAUAGGAGCUGCGGUGAACUCUCAGAUCUCGGCGUCUGUUGCGCUUUUUCUUUGGCUGAUCAUCGAAUGGAUUCGAUUCGGCAAGCCGUCGCUUGUUGGAAUCUGCGUUGGGGCCAUUGCUGGGUUUGCAACGAUUACCCCAGCAGCCGGCUACGUCCAGCCAUGGGGGGCGUUCGUGUUGGGCGUCAUCGCGACAUUCUUCUGCUACGCCUGUACUGAGCUGAUCAACCAGCUUGAGCUAGACGAUGCCCUGGAUGUCUGGGGUGUCCACGGCAUGGGUGGCUUCAUUGGAGCCAUCCUGCUCGGUGCCCUGGCAGACGGCAGCGAGUGCGCCGACAAGGCCACAGCGCCGGACUUUUGCAUCAAUCCCGGGACCGUAACGGCAUCGAUAUCGCAGAUAGGUAAGCAGACAGCGGCUGUGCUGCUUUGCGCCGCAUACUCUGUGGUCGCCACACUUAUCAUUCUCAAGGGCAUCAGCCUUUGCAUGCCUCUGAAUCCGGAGAGCUUGCAUGUGGACUUGCACGAGCACCAUGAGCAGAAGGCGUAUCACAGCCCAGCUCGUUCUUACCUUGACGAGACCCUCAAGGAGGGCAGCGACGUUUGUUUUCCAUCAAUUGAGCUGGGCCCACCGUGGGUCUCAGACAUCGUUUUCUGCUCCGAAGGGCUGCUGGCAGGAGCAUGUAAACGAAUGCGGCGAUACCGAUUGGCGCGAUUUGCGAAGCUGUUCAGCAACGUAUCAUUUCGAACAUGGGAAUGGGACUCAUUGCUCUUAUGUGCUUCAACAAUGGCGGUGGGAGACAUCGAUGCUGCCAGCACUGUCACGUGCCGGCAGCUAUGGAGUCAAGCCUUCAUGAUGGUGUGCAUGGCGCUGGUGCAGUUCAUGACACCGGGUUUGGCAUUCUUUUAUGGAGGCCUGGUCAAGGACACCAGCGUUCUCACCAUGAUGAUGCAGAGCUUUGUGUCAAUGGGAGUUGCCAGUAUCAUCUGGUUCCUUAUCGGCUAUUCCCUGUGCUUCGGGGAGAGUCUCUACUUCAUUGGGAACCCCUUCACACAUUUUGGCCUCCGGGGACUGAAUGUGAACGAGGCACUCCCGGACAUGGCCAUUCCGGGCCUCCUGUUCGCGGGAUACCAGGGCAUGUUCGCUGUUAUCACACCGGCACUCAUGACCGGUGCAUUUGCUGACCGCUUCCGCUUCAAGCCAUACCUGGCAUUCAUUGCCCUCUGGCUUGUGUGUGUUUAUGCGCCGUGGUGCCACUGGGUGUGGGGCGGAGGAUGGCUGGCGCAGUGGGGUGUGAAGGACUUUGCCGGAGGCAUUGUGGUGCACGUCACUGCGGGAUUCUCCGCACUGGCAAGUCUCAUUGUUGUGGGCAAGCGCCAAGUCUCGGAAGAGGACUUGGAGGACCACGACCGACCUCACAAUGUCCCCUUUGUUGCCCUCGGGACGGCGAUGCUCUGGUUUGGUUGGUUUGGCUUCAACGCUGGAUCAGCAUUGGCAACCGGAUCAGUGGCUGUUGGCGCAGCUGUAAACUCUGAGAUUUCAGCUUCCGUAGCUUUGUUCCUCUGGCUCCUGAUUGACUGGGUUCGCAACGGUCGUCCUGGUUUGGUCGGACUCUGUGUGGGUGCCAUCGCCGGCCUUGCAACCAUCACACCGGCGGCUGGCUUCAUCCAGCCAUGGGGUGCAUUCAUUCUCGGCAUCGUUGCCACCUUCUUCUGCUACGCGUGCUGCGAACUUCGAAAGCGGCUGGGCUUUGACGAUGCUCUCGAUGUCUGGGGCGUCCAUGGUAUGGGUGGCUUUGUGGGCACCGUCAUGCUGGGUGUGCUGGCCGAUCCGGAAGAGUGCGGUGGUCUGGAAGCGGCCCCUAGCUAUUGCGUGAAUCCGGGCCAGGUGACAGCCAGUAUCGAGCAGGUCGGCAAGCAGCUUGCUGCGGCUCUUCUUGCUGCUGUUUACUCUGUACUCGUGACGCUCGUGCUGCUGAAGGCAAUCAAUGUGUGCAUGCCUUUGAAGCCGAUUGGUACAGGAGGACUUGAUCUCACCGAGCACGGUGAGAUGGCAUACCACAGCCCUGUCCGCCAGUACAUUCAAGAACCCAAGAAAGGCAAGAUGGUUCUCUUGCAACCUUAUUCCGGGGGACAGGGUGCCAACAACACCCUUAAAGUUUUGGCGGAUGAAAGAUGCAGCUUGGACGAUGAAUCCCGCAACGAGCCACUGAUUGAUUGGCUGCGGGGCUUUCAUCCGCGAAGCAGCCAGAGGGCUGCCACAAAGUUUCGAGGUCUUGACCUCCUGUGGAGCCUUCUGCAGGUGGGCGAUGCACACAGUUCCUUCAUGUCGACGUUCGAGCUAAUGCCAGCGUGUGGCGAAAAUAAUUUCGACAGGUACAACUUUCCAGAACAAUCUGCUGGAUUCAACGAAGGCAGAAUAGAGACUCAGCAAGAUAAGAGGGAAGUCUUCGAGUUGGCUUUGACAUGCGAGGCCUUCGAAUUGGUUCUCACCGAAGUGAAGGAUGUGGAAGGGCUCCCCGCUAGUGCUCUGGCGGCAGCGGCGCAGUCCUACAAUCAAGCACACAGUGGCAAAUCCGAGAAAGAGAUUCAGGCCCCGGCCGAGGCCACUCCAGAGUCCGGUCCUUGGCGGCUGACGCUGGACAUGCCUUCCUACCUUCCCGCCAUGAAGCACCUGAAGUCCUCCGAGCUGCGUGAGAAGCUCUACCGUGCUUUCAUCUCGCGCGCUUCUUCCGACAAGAUGGACAACGGGCCACUUAUCACCGAGAUCUUGCAACUGCGGAAGAAAGCCUCGGCCAUGCUCGGCUUCGAGAAUUACGCUUCCGAAUCCUUGGCCUCGAAGAUGGCUCCGAACAUCGAGGCGGUGAGCAAGCUGACGGAGGACUUGUUCGCGGUGGCGCGGCCCGCUGCCGAGAAGGAGCUCGACGAGCUGCAGGAAUUCGCCAAUGCGAAAGGUUACGCAGGCAAGUUGCAGCUCUGGGAUGUGACCUUCUGGACGGAGCGUCUGAAAGAGGAGAAGUAUGCCUAUGAUGAAGAGGCCUUGAGGCCGUACUUCUCACUUCCGAAAGUGCUAGAAGGCAUGUUUGGCAUUGCCUCAAAGCUCUUCGCGGUAGACAUCGUUCAAGACGAUGAUGCGGCGGAGCGAUGGCAUCCUGAUGUCAUGUUCUUCAAGGUGCAAGAUGCAAGCACAGGCAACCACAUCGCUUCGUUUUUCCUGGAUCCCUAUGCACGCCCGGGGGAGAAACGCGGAGGAGCCUGGAUGGACGACUGCCUCGGCCGCUCAAAGGCUGUGGGGACAAAGCCAGUUGCAUACCUGACCUGCAAUGGCUCCCCGCCAGUGGGUUCAAAGCCAUCUCUGAUGACGUUCUCCGAGGCUGAGACACUGUUCCAUGAGUUUGGCCACGGUCUCCAGCACAUGCUGACUCAUGUGGAGGAUGGUGACUGCGCUGGCAUCAACAACGUCGAGUGGGAUGCGGUGGAGCUUCCCUCGCAAUUCAUGGAGAAUUGGCUCUACCACAAGCCAACCGUGGAUUCGUUUGCGGUGCACUACGAAACCGGGGAACCGCUUCCUGCAGACAUCUUUGAGAAGAUCAAAGGCAGCCGUAUCUUCAUGGCCGCCUCCAUGAUGCUUCGUCAGCUGCAGUUCGGGGAUCUGGACAUGAAGCUUCAUUCUGAGUACGAUCCAGACGGAACAGAAACCUUCCUGGAUGUACAGCGGCGAUUGGCUGCCAAGUACCAGAUCCUGCCGCCACUAGAGGAAGAUCGGUUCUUGUGCUCCUUUAGCCACAUCUUUGCUGGUGGCUAUGCCGCCGGAUACUACUCGUACAAGUGGGCCGAGGUUCUGUCUGCCGAUGCCUUUGCUGCCUUUGAGGAGGCCGGCCUCGAUGACGAGGAGGCCCUGCGCUCCGUGGGACGCCGCUUUCGAGAGACGGUGCUGGGCUGCGGCGGUGGGAGACAUCCCAGCAAGGACAACACUCUGCAGAGGCCACAGCCAGCCGAGAAGGACGGAGCGACUCAGAUCUGCGUGCACGCCUACGGCCGUUUGGAGGAGGUCACUGUCAAGCCACUGACCUUGCCAGCUCUUCGGCGAGAAGCGCGACAUGCCUUUGAUCUGCCAAAUGCCGAUGUGCUUAUCAAAGGCCCGGACGGCCAGUGCCCAGACUCGGAGGACGCCUUGCGGAACCUCGAGUCAGUUUACUUGGAGCUGCCUGACGGUGGGCUGCACGACCUCGAGCAAAGAAUCGAUCAGCUGCAGCACAUGCAGGUCAGCUACAUAUCCGAAAGACUCGCAACGGUGGCGGAGGAGCUAGUAACGGCACAGGCUUCCAUUGCAGGCUUGACGGAUGCUCUGAUCGAAGAGCAGGCCUUUCGACAAGAGUUCGAACAGGCAGUUCGAGGCGAAAUCAAGCAUGAGAGCGGCGGGCUGGGUGCCCAAGUGAAGAAGUGGCUGGAGACCCUGGAGACGAAGCUCUGCGGCCACUUCGAAGAUGCCCUGCACUCGCUCGAGUCGCGCGUUGUGCAGGAUUUCCAGGACCUGUGGCAGUGGACAAACGAGGAAUGUCGUAAAGCCACCGACGGCCACAAGGAGCUGGAAGAGAAGGUGUCGGCGAUGAAGACGGAGGCGCGGACACCACCAGCAUAUUCAAAGCUUUCAGCCCGCAUCGACGACCUCUGUGAUUCCAUGGUGAAAGAGGUUCAGGAGAGAACCGCCGAAACUCAGCACCUGCGUUCAGAGUUGCUGAAGCGUGACGAGCGCACGGAGUCUCUCCGCGACUUUGGAGAGGAGCUUCAUGCCGCCAUGGCAACACUGCAGCGAGGGCAGCUACAGCAGGACUGCCCAGAUGUCUCGGCCUUCACGGCGCUGAAGCAGGCCUGUGAGGAGCUGCGACACCUCGCAGAAGAGUCCGCAGCCGACUUGGAGCUGAAGUUUGGUGAUAUGUCCCGCCGUUUGGAGGCGGCCAGCAGCGACUUGCGGCAUGGCCUGGCACAGGAAGCCGCCUCCAGGACGGAGGGCGAAGCCUUCGUCGAUCAACGUUUGGCAGGCUUUGAGGCAGCGCUGCGAGGCGAGGCGCAGUGUCGAAGCGAGGCACUGCGGCGAAUUGAGGAUCACAUGCAAGCAGCUGCGGUGACCAAAGAGGCUUGCGUUCCCGACGCUGUCGAGCCUCCAAGCGUGGCUCCGGAGGAGGUUCAGGAGCCGGAGCUCAACCAGCUUUUGGAGGAUCAGUCGAGAAGGAUGGCCGAUGCGGUCGCGGUGGAGACUCGGCGCCGUGAGGAGGCCCUGCAGCAGCUCCGCGAGGACUGCCGAGAAUCCAUCCAGCGUGAAGUGCGCUCCCGGCUUCAGGACCAUGCGAAGCUGCGACAGGAGUUGGAGAUGGAGAGGAAGACGCGCAAGGAAGCUUUCGGAAUGAUCCAGAAGGCAAUGAGCCAUUGCGGCACAGCUUGA